AUGGAUGUUGAUGAGAAUACAAGGAAAUCAUGCCUCCGUUCACUCCCAGCACACCGCAAUGACAUUCAUGUUGAUGUGUAUGGGGGUCAAGCUGGUGCUCCGCUUCCUGAUUCAAAUCCAACCCAUACUUUGCACAAUUCCUCACAUGGGUUUCUCCACUAUCAGUCCCAGAUUUCUGGUAUUAAUCAUAAUCCAUGGGCUCCGUUUCAAUCACGCAUGGACUGGGAAGUUGCUCGUUGGGCAAAAAUGCGUGGACCCAGUUCGACUGCCUUUUCAGAAUUACUUGAGAUUGAUGGAGUUUGUAAAGCUCUCGGACUCUCAUAUCGGAAUAGCAAUGAAGUUAAUGGUAUCAUCGACACUGGUCUCCCUGCUCAGUGCCCAUCUUUCACCCGGGAAGAGGUCAUCAUUGCUGGAGAAUCAUUUGAUUUAUAUAAACGGGACAUCAAAGAAUGUAUCCAAGCAUUAUAUGGAUCUCCUGAGCAUGCACGUUACAUGUGUUUUACACCUGAACGGCACUACUCUGAUGCAGAUAAGACUUCUCGGCUCUAUCAUGAUUUCUAUACUGGAAAAUGGUGGUGGGCUACACAGACUGCAUUAGAGAAGGAAAACCCUGGGGCGACAGUUAUUCCUGUCAUUAUAUCUAGUGACAAAACUCAAGUCACUCUGUUUCGCAACAAAUCUGCAUAUCCUGUUUACCUUACUAUCGGUAACCUUCCCAAAGAAAUUCGGCGGAAACCCUCACAGCAGGGUCAAAUUCUACUGGCAUACCUUCCAACAACAAAGCUACAACAUCUGACUACUAAGGCUGGACGACGACGAGCUCUAGCAAACUUGUUUCAUGCAUGUAUGGGUAAUUUAGUUGCACCACUCAAGGAGCUUGGAAUAUCUGGAGUUGUCAUGCAGAGUGGUGAUGGAGUCAAACGACGAUGUCAUCCAAUCUUGGCAGCAUACAUUGGAGACUAUCUGGAACAGAUCCUGGUGUCCUGUGGAUAUUACGGCGAUUGUCCAGUCUGCAUGACAACAAAGGACAAGCUUGGUGAAUAUCCGUGUACCCACCUCUUUCGAGAUCCUGACAAAGCUGUGGAAGCUGCGAAGCUUAUACACACCAACCUGUGGGUGGACUACUGUGACGAGGCCAAUCUGAAGCCUGUGCAGCAUCCAUUUUGGGAAGACUUGCCUUACAGCGAUAUAUUCCGUUCAAUUACACCUGAUAUUCUGCACCAGAUGUACCAGGGAGUUAUGAAACACCUUGUUCAAUGGAUUACCAGUAUUGUUGGUGCAGCUGAAAUUGAUGCUCGGGUCCGUCGCCUACCCCCAAAUCAUGGUAUCCGUCAAUUUCAGAAGGGUAUUUCUACUCUUUCGCGGGUGAGCGGAUCAGAACACAAGCAGAUGUGCACAUUUCUUCUUGCCCUUAUAAUCGAUAUCCCUCAUUUGACACCUCAACAAUCACACAAUCUCUCAACUGCAACUCGCUCGCUUCUUGAUUUCCUCUACCUCGCAUGCUACCCCAUCCAUAGUGAUGAUUCAUUGGAUAUUCUUGAAGCAUCGCUUGCAACAUUCCAUGAAUAUAGAGAUGUCUUUGCUCAGUUGUCAGUCCAACGUCGUGAAAAGAUCAUUCACCAUACCAACUAUCUUACUUGGAGGAGUUCCAGAUCUCCAAGCCCUGCUGCAGCAUCCCUAGAUGUGGAACAAUGUUUUGACUUCCCUGGUGCAAUACGUUCAUUGUCAGACCUCAAAUGCACACUUACACAGCAAAUGGCAAAGACACCUACUCUCCGAUCAGUUUCACUCUCGAAGAUUGAAGAUACAGGCUCUCGAGGUUAUGGUGCACUGAACUUCAUACCUGCACUGAAGAGAUUUAUUGCUCAAUUCCGGCAUCCUGACUAUGAACCUUGGCGCCAGUUAGAAAUGGCCGAGUUCAUCACUUUUCCAUUCCGAACCUUGCCUGUAUGGCACCGUUUGAAAUUUCGCAAUGAAGAACUUUACGAUAAAUGCACUUUGGAUACACAUGCACGCUUCGAUACAGCACUGAUCCAGGUGAAUGGAGUGGAGGUUGACAGCAAUAAUUAUUUCAAAGGUAUGCAAGUUGGUCAUGUCCGUGUCAUAUUUUCGCUUCCUGAAGGCAAGCUUCAUGGAUUACUUCCAGCAAACAUGACACCACCGAAAUACCUUGCAUAUGUGGAGUGGUUCAGCCGUUUUCCAAGUCAACCAGAAUCUUACACAGGACUGUAUCGUUUGAAAAAGCAGUCCAAUAGAGAUGGAACUCCUGCAGCCUCCAUUCUGCCACUGGAGACGAUCAAACACAGUGUUCAUUUGUAUCCGAAGUGGGGUGGAACAGUUCCUGCAGCUUGGACAACAAUGAAGAGGUCAGCUUCGGAAUUGGAAGAUGAUGAUGAAAUUACCGAGAGCUCACAAGAUUCGGAGAUGCCAAUGAGUGUUUGGCUUCAACAGCGUACAGCUAACAGCUACAGCCCUCUUAGAUCUUCCAAGACCCCGAAGCGGAUGACUGAAGACAUUCAACAUGAUUUGAACCAGACUCUGGUCGAAGUCAACAACAAUGAAGUAUUAUGUGCUACAUGCAGAAUACCAGUCACACUGUGGGAUGUCGAAAAGAAUGUACCUGUUCAGGCCGUCGAAGAUUCAAAGUAUAAUAGGCUUGUCCGAAGAUUCCUACGUCCCGAAGAAGUUGGUGAUAAUAUUAUCAUUGCGGAGAACGUACGACUCAGGAAUACUAUCCGUUCCCUCGAGAAGGAACUUAGUGACCGCCAACAUGAUGUAUGGCAACUUGAAGAUGAAUUGAAAACCCUUCGAAACGGUCUUCGACAGCUUUUACAUUGA
Messenger RNA from Lentinula edodes (shiitake mushroom), 2838 nucleotides. RefSeq lists its product as uncharacterized. The transcript is spliced from 9 exons. NCBI's taxonomy places the organism in Eukaryota, Fungi, Basidiomycota, Agaricomycetes, Agaricales, Omphalotaceae. The record is from RefSeq and is a predicted model, not a curated record. Bases 1 to 2838 code for a protein of 945 amino acids.